AUGGAAGAGCCAACAAAAUCAGAUAUUGACGCAAUCUUCAAACGAUUGAAAACGAUCCCAGCAAAUAAAGUUUGUUUUGAUUGCGAAGCAAAGAAUCCGACAUGGGCAUCCAUCACAUACGGUGUAUUUCUUUGUAUCGAUUGUUCAGCAAGACAUCGCGGGCUUGGUGUGCAUUUAUCAUUCAUUCGUUCGACCAAUCUUGAUACAAGUUGGGUUUGGCUUCAACUUCGGGCUAUGCAAGUCGGUGGCAAUGCAAAUGCUGAAGCAUUCUUUCAACAGCAUGGCUGUCAAACAAAAGAUAUUCAACAGAAAUACAAUAGUCGAGCUGCACAACUUUACCGUGAGAAACUUCAUCAAUUAGCAACAAAAGCAAUGAAACAAUAUGGAACUAAACUUUUUCUUGAUGAUGGGAACAAAAAUGAACGUCGCCAGUCGGUCAGUGAAAAGAAAGAUGAAGAUUUCUUUCGUGAACAUUCUCAAACGUCGACUAGACCAGGUUGGGAAGAGAAUGUCAGUACAUCUUUACAUUCAAGUGAUCAAAAUCUUGAUAAAACUGAACAACAAGCUGAAGGACCUUCAGUUGAUCCCAAUGCAUUUAAUAACGAUGGAUCGGCAAAGACGCUCGAUCCAAAAAAGUCUACUAUUGGUCAGCGUCGUGCACCAGCAACUAAAAAGAAGGGCUUCGGCGCACAAAGAGUUUCGACUGACUUCAAAGAAAUUGAACGUAAUGUUCAAGAACAAGAAAAAUAUCGGGAAGAACAUGCUCAACUAGAGAUAAAAAAUCGCGAAGAACACGAAAAACAAAUGGAAAAGCAAAUGGCGAAUCUGAAAUUUGCAUAUCAAGAUAUGAAUAAACAACGUGAAAUAGAAGAAGCGAAGUUGAAACAAUCAAAUCCAAAGAAAGCCGAGCAAAUGGAACGUCUUGGGAUGGGUUUUGGCGCUCGAAGUGGCGUUAGCCAUAGUGCGAUGACAGAUAUGCAAACGAUUCAACAAGAAGGCGUCACAACAACCAGAAAUGUGUCAUUGGCAUCAAGAAAUCGCGAUUUUUUCGAUGAUUUCGAACCGGCUGGCUUUAGCAGUCGAUCGAAUAAUGAUAGACGAUUAUCGGAAGAUAAUGAUGAGAAUCCGUCAAAAUUAGAUGAUGAUUUCUUCAAACCAAAAUCCUCUGCGAAACCUAUGGAUUCAUUCAGUGCUGAUUGGGAAGUUAUUGAUCAAAAAUCAACGAACAAAGAUUACGGAUCAAGUGGAAGUAACAAAUCUUCGUCGUCAAAUUAUAACAGUUCAACGGCUAACAGUGGUGCUUACGGAUCGUCUUCUAAAUCAUCAACGUCUUACAAUGCAGCAUCUGCAGGCGAUACUCAAAAGCGUUUUUCUAAUGCCAAAGCCAUAUCAAGUGAUCAAUUCUUUAACAGAGAUUCGGAUAAUGACCGGUCGAACGUUAGCACGCGCUUUCAAGGAAAUACGAGUAUUUCCAGUGAAGAAUACUUCGAUAAUCCUAAUCGAAAGCCGAAUUCAUCAGGUUAUCAGGGAAUCGAUAUAGCAACGAUGACAGCAGAUUUCAAAGAUGGCGUCUCGAAAGCAGCUGGAAAGUUGUCAUCAUUUGCGAAGAAAUUCGAAGUUAUCUGCAAUGCCAAAACUGUCUGCACGGUCAAAGCAUCGCCUUCGAAAGAAAACAAAGAUCAAUUCAAAAUCAAAAUAACAAAACCUCUAUCGAAACGCUUCUCACCCGAAUCCUGUUCUGUGGAAUCCGAUCCGUCAAAUUCCAAACAUUACUUGAUAUACACGAACGAUGUCAAUACUGACGAGAAAGUUCUUUUCGGUGAAUUAUUCUACGAACUAUGCAGUUACAAUAACUAUCUUUACACGAUUAUCAUCGGACGAAAAUUGUAUAAAGUUAGAAGUAGUGAUUUAAAAGAUCGUCGACUGGCAAUCAUCGACACGAUAGAACCUAGUAAUUCGUCCAGUAAUUAUCAAUAUCCAGCAUUACAAUGCCCCGAAACAUUAUUUCAAGUCAUCGAUUCAUUUUCCAAAUCGAAUUCAACUUAUCAUGUGACGAUUAAUGAUCAAGAGAAACAAUUCGGUUAUCUUGCUAUAGUUAUCCUCAUCGAUCUACAUGAACGUAAUCGUGCUUGA
Molecule: messenger RNA, 2133 nt
Organism: Adineta ricciae
Lineage: Eukaryota; Metazoa; Rotifera; Eurotatoria; Adinetida; Adinetidae
Source: the annotation of a GenBank genome assembly